Austrofundulus limnaeus is the source of this 1460-nucleotide messenger RNA. It is a transcript of the gene brf2, whose product is annotated as BRF2 general transcription factor IIIB subunit. Bases 89 to 1399 code for a protein of 436 amino acids. The transcript is spliced from 4 exons. Gene Ontology annotation, molecular function: TBP-class protein binding. Gene Ontology annotation, biological process: transcription preinitiation complex assembly; DNA-templated transcription initiation. The record is from RefSeq and is a predicted model, not a curated record. Gene Ontology annotation, cellular component: nucleus; transcription preinitiation complex. Lineage: Eukaryota; Metazoa; Chordata; Actinopteri; Cyprinodontiformes; Rivulidae.
UUUAACCUGUCCACACAGAGCAUAGUUUGUUGUACGCUCGAUCUGAGAUGCUGCAGGAACUUGAAGCGUGAAGUAUUUUUGAUCCAUUAUGUCUCUGGUGGGUUCUUGUCCGAGCUGCGGCUCCUCCAACAUCGUGGACGAUGACCUGUACGCUCAGGCCCAGCUGGUGUGCGCGGACUGCGGCUGCGUGGUGUCCGAGGGGGUCCUGGCCGACGACCCGGUCGGAGGUUCAGAUGUCAGCUACAGCAGAACCACGGCUGUGACAAAACAACCCUGUUUAAACCAUAGAAAAGGUCUGGAGCGUGUGAAAGAAAUAUGUCGGAUUCUGAGGCUGCGCUUGGAAAUUGAGGAUCUGGCGCAGACUUAUUUCAAGCAAGCCUUUGAGCACGAGAGUUUCAUCAGAGUAACCCUUCAGAAGAAGGAGGUUCUGGCCGGUUGCUGCGUGCUCCUAAGCUGCAGACAGCUGAACUGGCCGAUUACCAUCGGAACCAUCAGCUGCCUGCUGAAUGCUGACCCAGCUUUGGUCGGAGGGGUUUAUCUGGAGAUGCUCAAGAUCCUCAAUGUUGAGCCGUCCACCCUCAACAUCACUGAUGUCUUAGAAGCUCACUGUCGGGAAUACAAAAUAAGCUCCUCUCACGUUCCAGAAGAAUUGGCUGAGGACUCGAAGGAUCUGAUGAAACGAGCCGUGGCGCUGGUGGAGCUGGCAGCACACUCCUGGAUCGUUACGGGUCGGAGGCCCGUACCCAUCAUGAUGGCGACGAUUUAUUUGGCCUGGCAGUCUUUGAACCCCAAUAAGCUUCGUUUAAAAUUCUCCCUGGGGAAGUUCUGUCAGCUAGCCAAAGUGCAAAAGAGCAAACCUGCUUUGGCUAGGACAGCAGAGUUAAAGGAGACGUUGUGUAAGCUAGGAAAGGAAAUUCCCUGGGUUGGGGAAACAGUGACCCCAGGUAAUGUCGUUAAGCUAGUGGGGGAUAUUCUGGAGCACAGGUACGUCCUGCUCAGCAGGGCUCUGAGAACCCACGAGGACACCAUGCAGGCUGAGCAUCAGAGCGGCCCUGUUGACCCUCCAACAGGAGAAAUGGUUCAGAUCUCUGAGCGUGUGGAUCAGACUGCUGCUGCCUCCUCUGUGGAGCAGCUCUGUUCGAGGAAUGAAAGGGACAAACAAGCAGAGGAGGGAGACGCUCCAGACUGUGAACCAAACUGGGGUAAAAGGUUACUGUUUGCCCCACCGUGUGUGAUUCAUGCUAAGAAGAGGAGAGUGGAGCAGCCGAUGCUAGAAGUAACUGGCGAUGAGGAAAUCUCUGACAGUGAGAUCGAUUCGUACAUCCGCUCCCCUCGAGAAGUGCGGGACUUCAUCCGAACUCAGGAGGUGCUGUCAUCGUCCAGCAGCGGGACUCUUUAGACGGUGCUUAAAUAUAUAAAGCUUAAAGGACACUUUCUGCAAUAAAAUGUGUGCGUGUGUG